AUGAUCCUCCCGGGCCUAUCUGACAGCCGGUUGGGGCCCAGCCGCAGCGUGACCGCACCAACACAGAAAAAAACCCUAGUCCCACAACGAACAUCCCAAAUUGACCCGGUCCAUCUUCAAUCCUCACUGUCGACAAUACCCGUACGAUACGACACGAAGCCGCCCACCAUGUCGACAUCCAAGGUCAAGGCUGGUCAGCUCUGGGGAAAGAGCAAGGAAGACCUUUCCAAGCAGCUCGAGGAGUUGAAGACCGAGCUCUCCCAGCUCCGUGUCCAGAAGAUCGCUGCCGGUGGCUCGUCGAAGACUCAGAGAAUCCACGACGUUCGCAAGUCGAUCGCUCGCGUUCUCACCGUCAUCAACGCCAACCAGCGCGCCCAGCUCCGUCUGUUCUACAAGAACAAGAAGUACACUCCUCUUGACCUCAGACCCCGCCUCACCCGUGCUCUCCGCCGCAGACUCACCAAGCACGAGGCCACCCUCAAGACGGAGAAGCAGCGCAAGAAGGAGAUCCACUUCCCCCAGCGGAAGUACGCCGUCAAGGUAUGCCCUCGCGCCGCAUCCCCAUUAGGACCCAACAUUCCGCAAUCGUGCGGCAUAUUCAGUUUGAGUCAGCAGAGUCACUAACGAGCAAUUUCCACAGGCCUAAAUGAAGACCAACGUCGUUUCUGGAUCUGAAAUGGAGUUACGGGAAGGUCGUUAUAAAAGAUGACGAGUUCGACCUAGAAACCUUGCGUGCGUGCGGGGCUUCGGGUUUCUGCAAAAAUCUUUUAAAGGUUGAUUUUGUAUCUUAGAGAUAUGAGAUGCAGGUCAAUAAUACAUGAAGGCUUUACUUGACAUGACAUGACAAUGCGACUUUACUUUUUGAAUGUGCGUUACGG
Molecule: messenger RNA, 878 nt
Organism: Aspergillus novofumigatus IBT 16806
Lineage: Eukaryota; Fungi; Ascomycota; Eurotiomycetes; Eurotiales; Aspergillaceae
Product: 60S ribosomal uL29 domain-containing protein
Exons: 4
Coding region: 1-624 (207 amino acids)
Biological process (GO): translation; maturation of LSU-rRNA from tricistronic rRNA transcript (SSU-rRNA, 5.8S rRNA, LSU-rRNA)
Cellular component (GO): cytosolic large ribosomal subunit; ribosome
Molecular function (GO): mRNA binding; structural constituent of ribosome
Source: RefSeq, a predicted model, not a curated record